Mercenaria mercenaria is the source of this 3982-nucleotide messenger RNA. Its product is annotated as cytochrome P450 10-like. The coding region runs from base 211 to 1869 and encodes 552 amino acids. Gene Ontology annotation, molecular function: monooxygenase activity; oxidoreductase activity, acting on paired donors, with incorporation or reduction of molecular oxygen; heme binding. The transcript is spliced from 12 exons. NCBI's taxonomy places the organism in Eukaryota, Metazoa, Mollusca, Bivalvia, Venerida, Veneridae. The record is from RefSeq and is a predicted model, not a curated record.
UGUCGUGCAUUCCGCCAGAAGUCCAAACAGGGCUGGACCCGCUAAGAACUUGGGGAAAAAAGAACAAACUAUUUAUUAAAACAGCUUUAAAUUAAGACACUUCAACGGAACAAACUUAAGGACUUUAUUGAAAAUAAACGAAAUCCCCAAGAUUCUAUAUUCAGAUACUUAAAGAAAAGAUAUAAAAAGUAACAAAACAAAACUAAGAAAAUGGCAGCAACAAGAACUGGAAUGCUUUUUAAAGUAAUGUCACCAAACGUCGUGAGCAGAGUAGUGUCCACGUCGGCUUCACAGAAUACAUCAAACACAAUCGUCAUCGACCGAACAGCCACCGCAGCUUGCCCCUUCCACAAAGCACUACAGACAGUCGACGACGCAAUGUCACCAUGGAGAAAAGACACCGUAGACAAGGUUGAUAUUGCCAGAGAAACAACAGAGGUUAAAAGCUUCGAAAGCAUACCGGGACCUAAAGGGCUUCCAAUUGUAGGAACUUUAUUUGAUUACCUGAAAAAAGAUGGUCUAAAAUUCAAUAAAAUGCACGAGGCUUACCAGAAGAGAGCAAUAGAACAUGGUCCAAUUUACAAAGAAAAGAUCGCAACUAUUAACUCAGUUGUGAUAAGCGACCCAGAAGAAUACAGCAAAGUUAUUCGUUCCGAGGGCAAAUAUCCACAAAGACGACCGAUGGAACCUAUAGCUUUCUACAGAGAACAAAAAGGACUUGGUCUUGGUUUAGUGAAUGACCAAGGAGAGGAAUGGUACAAACUGCGAACAGUUACAGCUCCAAAAAUGCUCAAAAUGAAGGAAGCUUUGGAUUUCUGUGUUCCAAUGAGCGAAGUUGGAAACGACUUUGUUGGUCAUCUAAAAGCAGCCAGAAAAGACAACAAUGAAAUUGUUGGUUUAGAAAAAGAAUUGUUUAAAUGGGCAUUUGAAUCAAUCGGUACAUUCCUGUUCGAGGAACGGGUCGGCUGCUUCUCCGAUCCCACACCUAAACCUGCCAAAGACUUUAUUGACCACUUGCAAGAAUUCUUCAAAUAUUUACAGCCACUCAUGUACAACGUCCCCACAUAUAGAAUUUACCGCACCAAACUGUGGAGAAAGUUCGAAUACCAUGCAGAUAAGGUUUUCGAACUAGGAAGAUACUUUAUUGAAAAGAAAGUAAAAGAUUUGGAAUCUACACAAGGGUUAGAAGGAGAAGAAAACACAGAAAGGGUUCCAUUUAUCACCUACAUGUUGUCGCAGAAUUCACUAACAACAGACGAGGCCGUUUCCACAUGCGUAGACCUUCUUACUGCUGCUACUGAAACGACAUCAAAUGCAAUGUUAUGGAGCCUGUACUCUCUGGCACAACAUCCGGAAGUACAAGAGAAGCUCUAUCAAGAGACUAUGGAUGUGUUAGGAGACAGCAACGAGAUAAAUCCUGAAAAUAUUGCCAAACUUUCAUACGUCAAGGCGUUCCUUAAGGAAACUUUCAGAGCAUACCCGAUCACCUGGGCAACCAGUAGAAUAACACAAGAGGACAUGGAAGUAUCAGGCCACCAUAUACCAGCUAAUACUCAUAUACAAGCCAAUUUGUUUGGAAUGUUCCGUGAUGAGAAGCUUUUCCCGGAAAACGACCAGUUCAAACCUGAAAGAUGGCUGAGAGAAAACAAGAUGAACACGCAACUGAAGAGCUUGUCCAAUCUCAUCUGGGGACACGGAGCUAGAAUGUGCAUAGGCAGACGAUUUGCUGAACAAGAACUGCAUAUCAUUCUUACAAAGAUUGUGCAGAACUUCAAGUUAGAAUACCAUCAUGAACCAAUUGAACCCGUUCUGAACACUGUGAUGACCCCUGACCGCCCUCUCGUCCUGAAAUUUAUACCAAGAUCCUAGCUACGGACACAAUUUGAAAACUUAAGUUAUUAUCCAAACACAUCCGAAUUAACCUGUGUUAUAGAAAUGUUCACUUCCGUUUCUGAGCGAGUUGAACCGGAACCACACUAAGAAGUACAGAUGGAAUGGGAGGCGAAGGAAUUCUGAAUAAAACUAUAGAACAUUUUUAUUAAAUGAACAAGGAACUGAUAAUGAUUUCCAAGCAGCUAUACUAAGCAAUAACAAUUAGUAUAACAAAUAUGAUAUUGUAUAAUGAGGAAUCAUUUGCUCUGCUAAACCGUCUAGCAAUAAAUUAAAGUAGCAGAAGACUUGCCAAAUUCUCAACAUGCAAUUUAAUUUGAUAGUCACUGUAGAUGAGACAAACAAUAUACUUACGAGUAACACGAGAACAACUUUUUAUGCGCGGUUGUAUGCAUAGUACAAUAUGUUUCAGAUGUCAUAAACAAAUUGUAAAGGCAUAAGAUCAACAUAUGCAUAAAGUACCCCCAUUGGUUUCACUGUAAUGAUUUUUAUUUUGGAACUUAUUACUGUGAUCCGUAACCUAUAACAUGUGCGAGUGUUCUCGCCAAAAACAGAUUCUUAAUUGAUUUCCGAUUUAGAAAAAUAUAAAGAAAUAUGUACAACAGUUCUAUCCUUAAAGGGCAAGGCAAUGUUCUUCUUAUGUUAUUUUCAUCCGUUAGGAUUUCUGACAUCAUUUAAAGAAGUAAAAGAAUUUUCAAAAUCGGCUUAAAAAUGAAAAAGGUAUGACCAUUAAAAUAUUUGAUAAAAAUGGCGGCCAUUUUGUUUCCAUGGCAACAAAAAAAUGGUGGAAUUAUUUAAUUUGAACUAUAUUUACUUAUUUGUAUAAAAUAACUUCUCUACUUUCUCCAGCUAUAGUGAAAGAAAUUACUAUGUUUUACAUCUUGCACUCAAGAAACAUGAUAAUAAUCUGUUAAAGAAAUCAUUUGCUAAAUAAAUAAUUCAGCAGUGUGUAAAUGACGUCAUAAACAUUAAAAUGGCUGCCUCCAUGAUCAGCCAUUUUCUUAAAUUUCAAACGGCCAUCUUUUUAGUGGUCCGAUUUUAAGAAUUCUUUCAGCAUUAUGAAAGGCUUGAGGAUGGCUUUCAUAUUAAAUUAACUUAUUGUCAGGCAUUCCUUGCCCUUUAAAUUAUGUCUAUUCUAAGUUCAUCGGCACUCUGCCAGAUGGUCUUUUUACGUGAUAUCCAUCACUAGCUCAGACAUCAGAGCGCAAGUACCUAAUUCUGUAGGUGUUUAAAAAUUGCCUAAAAAUAAUUAUCUUUACAAAGAAACCUGUUUGGCCACUGGUCAGUAGAUUCAUUUGUUUUCCUGCGUCAAUGGAACUUGUAUCAUUCAACAAAAUUGAAACGAAAUACUUUUUUUGUUUUGUAAGCAGUUAUAAAUUCCUGUUUAGGCGAAUCUAUUUUUAUAGCAAAAAUAUUGUACAAACUUUAGAAUAUUUUCAUUCAUUCACAGAUUGGUGAAUACUUUUCAGGCCUACCAAAAGCUAUAUUUAUAAUUUAUUGUAUAUCGUACAUAAAGAAUAAUGACGCAGAAUAGUAAUGUUUGUCCAUGAUGCAAGGGCCAAAAAAACACACAUUGAUUUAUGCAACAUUGGGCUUAUUUUAUACAAGUUUAUGACAAAAUAAGUGGUUUUCAGUGAAAACAAAAUAUUGGGACAUAAACAAUCGGUACGAUUUUGUUAUUUUUCUUCGACAAGAAAAUUUCGUUCUUAUUGUGUUUUAACGAAUCAAAAGAAACAAUAAUUACAUAUUUUCAUUUGCAUUUUGGUUGCAGUCUUUUUGCUCUUUCUGAUAAUGUUAAGGUUCAAAUAUUAUACAGUUAUGACAAUAAGACACCAAUUUAUCAAAAUGUAUGUUUUGUUUUAGAGUGGUUCAUAUACAGGUCCAACACAAAUCAUUAUAUUCACCAUAUACGGUUUUAAUUGUGAUAUAUAUAUAUAUAUAGAGAAAGAUUGUAUCUAUACAUUUAACGCUUUAUUUAUUAUAUUUUCAUUAUCAAAAUACCUACAUGUAUACCAUCUGAUCAAAUAUUCAUUCACACAGCCAGACAAAUAUAUCAAAAAUAAAAUAAAUUUAUUACGUUUGAAAAUACAAA